AUGAAAAGCGACCAGAUUGACCUUCACAGUGGAGGACUCUCACUGUCCAUCCUUGAGGCGAUUCAAGCGAAGGGUGAGGUAGAGGCGCUACGCCUUUUAAAGCGUGCAGAGCCUGACGACAUCAACAUCAAGGAUUCGGAAGGUCUUUCAUUCCUGGAUCAUGCAGCGAUUGCUGGCAUGCGGCUGCUGUGUACAGCUCUACUUUGGGAUGCAGACUUUGAGCAUCAUGAGUCCACCAGUGCGUCAAACUUUACCUCGUUGCACUGGGCCGCUAGCUGUGGACAGGCUGGUGUAUGUCACGCUUUGCUUGAGCACCCCCGCUUUCUGGACAUUGCCACCUUGGAUGCUUGUGGGCGAACAGCCCUGCAUGUAGCGGCACAACACGGACAUGCAGAGUGUUGCAGAGUCCUCCUGGAGCACCCUCGCUUUGUGGCAUCCCGACCCCCUCGGAAGGACGCAUUUGGCGAUACUGCGCUGCACCGUGCUGCUGCUUUUGGCCACGUUGAUGUGUGUGAGGUGCUGCUGAAGCACCCAGCCUUCGGGAAGCUUAGCAGUCGAGAUGUGCAAGGACGGAGCCCCUUGGAACGUGCCAUUCGCGAGGGGCGUCUUCAAACCAGCCGAUUCCUGAAGCAGAAACUUCGCAUUGCCCAUCGACUGGACAUUGACGACCAUGGCAUCGUAUUGCAGCAGGCUCCUGACAACUCGCUCGAACAUGACGCUGGCCUUCCGUCAAGAGAUCUGGAGAAGGUGGAACUGCCUCUUGUUGACAAUGCACGCGCAAGCAGCACAGUGGCUGCUAUCAAGGGUGGCGAGCGGCCUGACAUUUUGGACUACGAUGGACUUCCGGAGGUUCAAGCACCUGGGUAUGUCGAGGUGGCCGAGCGGCCUUCUACUUACACCGACAAUCUUGCUCUUCCAUCCAAAGUCCAAACAUUUGGAUUUGGAGAGGCAGAGCUGCCAGCCGGAGUUGAUGACACACACAGAAGAAGCAUAGCCGCUACUGCUACUAAGGGCAGCGAGAGGCCUACAACUUCGGGCGACAAGGAGGAUGGCUUUCCUAUGCUAUCAGAAGUUGAAGGCAGCGAGCGGCCAGCAAUUUUGGAGUCUCCAGUUUCAGGCUAUAUGGAGGAUGGUCUGGCUUUGCCAUCAGAAGUUCAAGCAGCUGAGCUUGGAGAGGUGAAGUUGCCGUGUCCAAUGAAUGAUGCCCACAGAAGCAGAACAGACGUUGCUAUCCAGGCGGAGCUGCCAUCUCCGGCUGAUGCUCGCAGAAGCAGCGCAGCGGCUAUCCAGGUGGCUGGUGAUCAUGUAGCAGAGCAUGCUGGAAUUUGGGGCUACAAGGACGAUGGCCUUGCCCGACUACCCAAAGUUGAAUCACCUGGACAUGGAGAGGUGGGCAUUCGACCCCAAGUUGAUGAAGCACGCAGAAACAGCGUAGCAGCUCCCAAGGUUGGGCAAUCAUCGCAGAUGGUCAGGUUGAGCAGCGCACAUGUCAAGGCUGAGUGGCCUUCGGAGUACAAAGACCAUGGCUGUGUUCCAUCGGAAGUUCUCAGUCGCCAGAGGUUGACGAAUCGUGGGGAGGAAGCUGACGCAGACUGGAUGGCUAGAAGGACCACAGCAGAGAAGCAGCAGGUGAAGCUGCUUCCAAGCUCUCAGCAUUUCCUCUCUGAGGGCCGAACACCCCUGCACCGCGCGGCGAAGCAGGGGCGAUUAGAAGUGAUAUUGGCGCUGUUGGAGGGCCACGGGCUGGUCAAUGUCAACGCGAAGGACAUUCACGGCUGCACAUGCCUGCACUACGCAGCUAAAGAAGGACACCUUCAGGUGUGCGCGGCACUGCUGAAACAUCCACCAUUGGAUGUGGUAGCUGUAGACAUGUUGGGCUGCAAUGCCCUCCAUUGUGCAGCAGCAGGAGGCCAUGGUGAGACUUGCAAGCUGAUCUUGAAGCACAGCGCAGAAAUUGCGAUGCACGGUACGUUCCAAGUGAUUGUUCAGUACGUCACAGAUGAAGUCUUGUGGCCAUCAUAG
Messenger RNA from Durusdinium trenchii, 2022 nucleotides. Lineage: Eukaryota; Dinophyceae; Suessiales; Symbiodiniaceae. The record is from the annotation of a GenBank genome assembly.